Molecule: messenger RNA, 5138 nt
Organism: Synchiropus splendidus (mandarinfish)
Lineage: Eukaryota; Metazoa; Chordata; Actinopteri; Syngnathiformes; Callionymidae
Product: ectonucleoside triphosphate diphosphohydrolase 5-like
Exons: 14
Coding region: 224-1495 (423 amino acids)
Biological process (GO): nucleoside diphosphate catabolic process
Cellular component (GO): membrane
Molecular function (GO): UDP phosphatase activity; GDP phosphatase activity
Source: RefSeq, a predicted model, not a curated record
UACUUCCGUAGCCCUGGAUGGAGUACGUCGCGCCCGGGUGCUAAUAUUUAGCUAAUGCUAAUGUUGGAACCAGCCGUUUUAAAUGCGAAAAAACGAAUUAAAAUUGAGUUCCAACUGCUGAAAUUACGUUACGCUAAGGAUUUUCACCAGCAAUUACGCUAAGGAUACUGAUAUAGAGGAGAGUUCAACUCAAGUGCGACUCACAACAUAACAACGAGUGGAGAUGAAGCCUGUCGUGCUGCUGCUACUGCUGCUCGCUGUGGUCCGAGCUCAGCUCCAAGUGUCCUAUCUGGACCUGACCAGCAGUUUCUGGAGCAUCGUCCCGGGUCUGAGCCGACCGGCAAAUCACAGCCGUAUCUUCUACGCGGUGAUGUUUGACGCUGGAAGCACGGGGACACGCAUCCACGUCUACACCUUCAUCCGCAGUGAUUCAGGGAAGCUGCCUGUUUUGGACAAUGAGGUGUUUCAUUCUCUGAAGCCGGGUCUGUCUGCGUAUGCAAACUACCCAAAAAUGGCUGGACAGGCCGUGAGGAUGCUGCUGAAGGUGGCCAGGAAGGUGAUUCCACGUCUGGAGUGGAAGCAGACCCCUGUGGUCCUCAGAGCCACAGCUGGUCUCCGACUGCUGCCUGAGGAAAAAGCCCAGACUCUUCUAGACCAGGUCCGGCACGUGUUUGCUGAGUGUCCGUUCCUGGUCCCGGACAACAGCGUCAGCAUCAUGAACGGCACCGACGAAGGGAUCCUGGCGUGGGUUGCUUUGAACUUCCUGACAGGUCACCUGGAUGAGCCAACCGAGGCAAUGGUGGGAAUCCUGGAUUUGGGAGGAGGAUCCACUCAGAUCACCUUCCUGCCUAAAAUGAAAGAAACCAUUGAGAGUGUUCCACUGGAGGAUUACAUCAGCAGAUUUGAGGUCUUCAACAGGUCCUACCAAUUGUACACUCACAGUUAUCUGGGCAGUGGGCUGAUGGCCGCCCGCCUGGCCGUGCUGGGAGCAGAAGGGACGAAGGUGCAGGUGCUCACCAGCACUUGUCUGCCCAAGGGCUUCCAGGAAGAUUGGAGCUUUGGAGGGACUCACUAUCAAGUGGCUGGAGACCCACGUGGUCAAACAGGAUUUAAACUUUGCUACCAGGAAGUGUCACAGGUGGUGAAGGGGAGUUUCCACCAACCACAGGAAGUCCAGAACAACAGCGAGGUCUUCUACGCAUUCUCUUACUAUUAUGACCGAGCGGUGGAUGCAGGUCUGAUAGAUGGGCUCAGUGGUGGAACCCUGGAGGUCCGAGACUUCAGGAGGAGAGCGAAAGAAGUGUGUAACAAGAUGGCCGACUCCAGGCAGCCCUUCCUGUGUCUGGACCUGACCUACAUCAGCAGUUUGCUCCGGGAUGGGUUCGGCUUCCAGGACACGUCCAAGCUGCAGCUGACCAAGAAAGUGAGGAGCGUGGAGGCCAGCUGGGCUCUGGGCGCCGUCCUGAAGCACGUCCACAACCUGAAGGUCCAGUGAGGAGCACGCUCGCCCGCUCUCAUGAGUAAUGGAGUCUCCCUCUUCCAGUCAAAAGAAGCAGCUAAUGAGCAAGGCGGUAGUGACUCACCAGCGAGUGAGUCACUACCGUCACUGCGUUGUAUCAACCUCUCCGGCCUGAAUCUUCUCUGAUAACACUUUUGUACGCAAGACCUUUCCUGGACAUGUUUCUAAACCCACGUUCGUCUUUGGGACCAUUGGUAGAGCCUCUAUAGUCAACAGUUCAGUACAUAUCUACACAAGUGACCUGCCCGCGGUGCAGGGGGUCACAGCAGCGCCACCACGUCCUCCCCGUACGUGGGGUCUUCUGUUGCCAUGGAUACCAACUCAUGAGGCUGCGAGAGAACCACUGAGUCUGCAGAGUCUGAGGUGAAGAGAGAGAGAGAGAGCACAUGCCACAUACUUUGACUCCGAGCAGAGGAAGUGUUUGACCUUGAGUUUCUGCUGCUUCACCUGGUUUUGCCUUUCGGGUUUGAUGCUGACAGGCCAAUUAAAAAUGUGAAGGGCGAGCAGAGACCCUCUGACUUGUGUGUUAAAGCAACACAACGACUUGAUGACUCGUGUAGCGAGUCGCUCUGACGUGUCUGCAGGCUCUCUGUACUGGUCGUGGCGUUUGCCACGUCAUUACAAAGUCCAUUUUGUCGUUGACCUUCACCACUAAGAAAAGUUCCUGGAGAAGUUACCUGGCGACGUGAGCAUGGCGUGAUGAAGAUCGAUUGGCUCCACCGCCGUCGCCAUGGCAACCAUGCUGUCUCCGUUCUCUCCGUCAGCCUCCAGCAAGCUGCUUUGUGUGAGUGCUUCCCCUGUGCCACAAACAGCAGAGAUAAAGUUGUGGUGACUGGAGGCCGACGACCCGUCUCCUGCCUGGACACCUGCUGUAGCUGGCUUCGUCCAGGUUUGAAGCCACCAUUCAGUCAGUCAGUCAGCCAACUCAUGGUAAAUAUCACACGUCUUUUCUGCUGGAGCCUCCGUGGGAGGGUGACCCAAAUAAAUCUGUGCGUAAUGGGAGUUUUGCUCGUCUGGUGAAGCUGUGGCACAGCGAGGGGCGGGUCUGGCUGCUGACACGUGGACACGCUAACAAGUCACAAGUCACUGCCUGAGACGUCACAGGGAGCGGAUGGAUCCUGGAGGUGAGUCACUCACUCAAACACAGCGACUGAACCCGCCUGACAUCCGCACUUGAACCCGGUCGCGGCCCUUUAAGAAUAUCAAUGCUGACGAUACAUUUUUAACAAAAAAAACUAUCAAUUAUUCAAGUCCUCUCUCGAAAUCAAACCUAAACCAGCCGCUGAUUUAUGCACAUUUUUAAAUGUAGAAUCAGCUCCCAGCAAUAAACGCCAGACAUUAGCAUACUGUGUGUGUGUGUGUGAGAAAGAGAGAGAAGACGAACCCGUUUCUCUUCCUUCGCUGGCAUGGCCUUCGUCUCCGUGUCUCUUCCUCAUGUGGACGUUUCUGCUGCCAGACUGGGAGAACGUCUUCCCACAGAUCCCGCAGUGGUGAGGCUUCUCACCUGGGACACACACACACCUCGUGAGGGAGUCAGCAAGGACUCUGAAGCCCACUUGUGUCACUAACUGGCUCUCCCCAAUUAUGACGACAUCAGCAGUUUUUGAAGCAAGAUCCAGGUAAGAAUGAGUUUUCAAUGAAGCCAUCCGCCACAUCUGCCAAGCCAAGGCUGAACUAAAAUGCUACACAAAGUAGCUGAAGACCAACUCCCAGAUUGCCUCACACCUGUCUAUCAAGGAAGUAACACAGGAAGCAAGGUGUGUUCAAGAGACUGCAACGCUGGAUGAGAAACCCGACAUGCUCCAUGAAUGUGUUGACAAGGACAGGAAUAAAGUCUCUCGUGUUGCACCACAGAGGUGUGACCCAGGUGCUAACAAUGCUAAUAUGCUUCAAAGUCUUACAAAACUCAACACCCCCACUAUCAACUUCUAAAGCCGUGUUCUGAGACAGCCUUGUUGCCGACAACGUGUGGCUGAAUGGAACUCUGACUCUCUCCAGAGGUUUGAAUCCCGGCCUCUCCACUCACCCGAGUGCACCAGUGUGUGCUUCCGGAGGCUGGAAUACUCGGCGAAGGAGCGACCGCAGCCGUCCGCCUCACAGAGGAACGGCUUCUCUCCUGGAGCACAAAUACGUGGAGCCACCAUUGAUACUUCUGCGUCUCACAGCAGGGGUUGCUCAGACUAACAUCUAGUCACCUGCUCCUCACCUGUGUGGAUGCGUCGGUGGUUCUUCAAGUUCCCAGCCGUGGUGAACUUCUUGCCACAGUUCUUCUCCUUGCACAUGAAGGGCUUCUCGCCGUUGUGCGUCCUCAUGUGAACCUGCAGCCUCUGCAGCACGUAGAAGCUCUUCCCGCAGCCUUCAGCGCCGCAGCGGAACAUUCGGUCAUUUCUAUGGAGAGAAACAGACUGCACGGUUCACUGAGGGUGGCGUGCCACAAGGUCAGUCAGGGGUAGACCGCGAAUAGAUUUACUUCAGCUAGGGUGACGGAGCGGCUCCACCGCUCACUCGCUAGCAAGUCUUGACCCAGUUCUGGGCGGCUCCCGCACACAGCAGCGGAACCUGUCAGAGGCCGCGGGUGGCUCCACCACAACGGCUCUGCCUCGGCCAGAUAGUCACCAGCAGACAGUCCCUCUGCAUUUCUUGCUUGUGCUUCAGAGAACACUUUGUUGCUGAAGGGAUUGAAGCCCUGGUCUGCUGGGCUUCAUGUCCCCACAUAAAGGUCACGUCCAGGUCGCACCUCAGUGUCGAUGACGUCUCGACAGAUGAAGCACAUCACUCUAACUCCCACAGAGGCAUCAACUCUGUUGUCACCAGGAUAAAACAGUUUCCUGCCCCUGCAGUGUCGCUUCAUUAAUCUGCUAACAGGGUUGAGUUAUUAACUGACUUAGACGUCACGCCAAACAGUCUGCUCGAAGGAAGGAAGGAAGCGGAGGAAUUUUAAUGUAUUGUUACGCAAGAGAGUCAAGGUCAGCCAUGAGUCAUGUCAGUGCUGGAGACUGUCUCUCUCUGAAUGACGCAGGAGGGGCUACAUUCAAUGUCUGUCUGGUGCAGGUGGCGUCUCAUUUGUAACUUUGUUUUCUAGGUUGGAGAAAAAGUCACCAACAAGACUUUCGUCUGCCUGCCAACCUUCACUCCAGCGCUCACCUGUGGGUCUUCAGAUGGUACUUGAGGUGCGCCGGCCAGGUGAAGGUCCGGCAGCAGCCCUCGAAGGAGCAGCGGAGGAUCUGCUUGGACAGCGGGUGGUUCGUCCUGGAUGGCGGCUCGCGCUUGUCCUCCUCGGAUGGCAAAGCGUGGUCGCCUAGGCAACGGGGAGAGGCAAGUGAGAACAGUGGAGGAGUGCCACGUGGUCGGAGUCUGGAGUCCCACUGCAUAAAAGCUUAUCACUGAGCGGACGCGCCGCGGCCAGAGGAAAACAACCUGCUGCUGCCUGCAAUCACUUCCUUUUAACCAGCUGCAGCAGCGGGCCGCAUGAAAGUCACUCCCCGCUGCUGCUGGAACACAGAAUCAUCUCGUCUGAGUCGGCAGGAGGUCGGCCGCCGCGCUGCUGAUCACUUCCUCUGAACACUGGGCGCCAGCUUGGAGCCUGUGUGCGACACACCUCCAAGCUCGCUCGUGCACU